Molecule: messenger RNA, 1949 nt
Organism: Penaeus monodon (black tiger shrimp)
Lineage: Eukaryota; Metazoa; Arthropoda; Malacostraca; Decapoda; Penaeidae
Gene: Arl8
Product: ADP-ribosylation factor-like protein 8B-A
Exons: 3
Biological process (GO): anterograde axonal transport
Cellular component (GO): lysosomal membrane
Molecular function (GO): GTP binding; GTPase activity
Source: RefSeq, a predicted model, not a curated record
UCCCCCGUCUAUCGGUGUUUGGGUGCUGCUGUUUAGUCAUAGUCUGUCAGAAGUUGUUUUCGAGUCCGGUCCACAUAAUUUUUCCCCCGAGAUGCUGGCGUUGAUUAACAGAAUAUUAGACUGGUUCAAGAGCCUCUUCUGGAAGGAGGAAAUGGAACUGACUCUCGUGGGCCUCCAGUACUCGGGGAAAACGACGUUCGUCAAUGUUAUUGCCUCUGGGCAGUUCAGCGAAGACAUGAUUCCGACAGUGGGCUUCAACAUGCGCAAGAUAACAAAGGGUAACGUUACCAUAAAAGUUUGGGACAUUGGUGGACAGCCGAGGUUCAGGUCCAUGUGGGAACGCUACUGUCGGGGAGUAAAUGCCAUUGUGUAACACUUCUCUUCCAGGAACCUAUCUGCCAUACAGGACCGGGAAAUUUGCUGUUACUCCAUAUCGUGCAAGGAGAAGGACAACAUAGACAUCACCUUGCAGUGGCUUAUCUCCCACUCCAAGUCCGGAGGCCGUUAGAGCUGACCUGAGAGCUGUGGUAUUCCGUGAGGGUUUGGAUGUCUACUAGCAGUGUCCACAGAUUCCAAGGGGUUGUCAGAGUGUGUUGCUGUCCAAUCUCAUUUCCCGGAGGACGCAAGAUAAUGAUCGUACGCGUGCAAAGUUGGGGGGGGGGGGAUAUGUUGGAGAGAGACAUAUGUCAGGGGAGUGAAUUUUGCUAUCCUUCAUUUUGAACCAUCUUAGGCAAUAUUGAUUUUCUCAGUAUACUAAGAUAUAUUUCAGAAUUGAUGCUUUGCUAGGAAUUGGUCAUCAUAUUUAUAUUGAUGUAUGGUGUGUUGUGAGAGCACUUAUAUAGAUAUUGCUUUUUGUGGAUCUUUGUAUUUUUUUUAUUUUUCCUUUUUUUUCAUAGUUGCAUAUUAUUGUCUGUCAGUCUAUGUUUACUUAGUAAAGAAUAAUAUCUUCGUAAGCAAAGAAAGAAGAGGAAAAAAAAAAAGUUGUAUAUUGGCAUAUAUAUUUUAAAUUGUCUUAUCUGUUUAUUAGCAAAUUCAGAAUCAUUUUGUUGUAAGUGGAAAGUGAGAGUGAUCGCUACAACAUUGUUUGCAGUAUAAUCAGGCAGCCAUUAUAAUCCUUAUCCUUCUGAGAUAUUGUAGUUGUUUUCCACACUUAAAUGUAAUUCGGUAAUACUUUUUAUCCAGAUGAAUCUAUUCGAGAUUGCAAUGAGAAAAAUAUCAAUUAUAUUGUUUAUAGCAUGAAACAGAUUAAGUGGUGGAUCUUUUCUCUCAUACAUAGUGUAUGGUGACCCUUGAUAUGACUGUGUAUCAUUUGGUCAGUUGUGUGUAUGACAGCUCUUUUUUGUGUAUUCUGGCAUGUGAGUGUACCAAUGAUUAAGACCAUUUUUUUCUGUAUAUUGGUCUGGUGUAGUAUAUUUUUAGAUCAUAGUGAUUUAAGGAUUGUUAUGUAUAGAUCGAGGGAAUGAGAAUUAACAGUCCUUAAUUACAAAAUAGUCAGGGUGGUGGAAUCUGACGUCAGUAUAAAAUUUUGGAUGAUUUGAAUUUGUGAAUAACCAUUUAUCAUCUUUUAUAUUGUUGUAAGGUGCGGGUUUGACUACUUCUGGCCAUUUUUUCUCAAGUGUCAGUUGAAUGAAACAAGACUUCGAUAUGUGAGGUAACAGUCACUGAAUUCCUCAUGUUAUUUUUUAGGAACACUGGUCAGAAGUAAAUGUAAGAUGUGGUCCGUCAGUUGAACAUGACUGUCAUAAUCCCUUUUCUGUGUGGUGCAUUACAGUGUUUUCCUGUUUCUUGGCUGUAUAUAUUUUUACUGAUACUUUGAGCUGAUAAUUGUCAACUACACAUAUCUCUGGCAACAACUAUGGAACUGCUAAAACCGUCAUUCGUGCACGCAACUUUUAAGUUCUUUGAGCAGAUUAAAACUUAACCACAGUAUGCAAGGUAUUUAGUAUAUA